This is a messenger RNA of Drosophila grimshawi, 3216 nucleotides long. Its product is annotated as gamma-tubulin complex component 2 homolog. Gene Ontology annotation, molecular function: gamma-tubulin binding; microtubule minus-end binding. Gene Ontology annotation, cellular component: gamma-tubulin small complex; centrosome; spindle pole. Gene Ontology annotation, biological process: microtubule nucleation; spindle assembly; mitotic cell cycle. The transcript is spliced from 10 exons. The coding region runs from base 128 to 2968 and encodes 946 amino acids. The record is from RefSeq and is a predicted model, not a curated record. NCBI's taxonomy places the organism in Eukaryota, Metazoa, Arthropoda, Insecta, Diptera, Drosophilidae.
AAAUGAGCAAGAGCAUUAAUUUGGCAAACCCGCUCAACUUUGGCUUGAGCUGAAAAUACCCUGUGUCUGUGUAUUGAGCAUCGUUUCUAUUCGUUUACACCGUUAAGUUAACAAAUUACAAAAACAUAUGGCCCAUCUGAAGACGACUAAAACCGAUCCAGUGCGGACUGUGCUGGCAAUUCUCAUAGACGAGACUCAAGCAAAGCAUACACCAGACAGCAUUAUCCGUGAAUUUCGGGCCACAGCCGAUAAACGACGCUCGAACCGCGAGCUGCUCUUGUUGCUCGAGUCCAUCAGCUGCAAGCGGCCCAACUAUCGCAACGUGCUCGACGAAAUCAGAUCCAUGCUUGAGCGCAAGGAUCCCAUGUACGCUUUGUUAGUCUUUGCCGAACGCAUAAACGGCAAAUUCUUGUGGCCAUCGAAAACAAGUAACGCCUUGAGUCCAUUGUUUGAUAUGCCGCCGCCACUGUCGCUUAGCAGCCGGAAUACUGUGCUCAGCGGCGCCAGCUCUUCGGACCUUCUGACGCCAACAACGCCUCUGAACAGUCGUUCCGCGGAUGAGAAUAUUGAUCUCUGUACAAUGGCCAGCACUACUUCGUAUGGACGGCGUGCGGUUGACCCAGCUGAUUCACGAGCUGAUCUGAGACAGAUUAAGCAACGCGUGCUGAAUGCCGUUUCGACCAGAACGGAGCCAGGGUAUGAUAAAAUUGUCAAGCACAGCAAGUCUGGCAAUAAAUCAGUUACGACCAAUGGCUCCAGUAUAUCUCCCGGUAACGCCGAUAAAAACGCCUCCGCCGAUGAUGUCUGGCCGAGUCUGGUGCUCGCGGAUGCUUAUAGUCGGAAGACUGAAAAUGGUGAUCAUAAUCACAAUGCACCGCCCAGCAACGGUUUGACGGAAGAGUAUCAUCCCACUUUGCUGUGGGACUACUACAAAGUGGAUGAUUCGAAUUCGCUGUGUAAACAGAGUCUGUCGGGAUUACCGCUGGAUACCCAACAGAAUUUGAUUCUCGAAGAUCUGAUUUACGUUCUGAAUGGUGUGCGUGGCGCCUACAUUCAGCCGCUGGCUCGCGACAAAGUGGUUGAAAAGUAUGAAACACGCUUUACCAUCCACAAUGAGCUGGACAAAUCGUUGGCGGAAUUGGCGCAAGAGAUUCUGCCGCUGGCCUCGCACUAUAUGGGAAUCCAAAUUGCCAUCUCAAACAGUGAGGGUCGAGGGCAGGUCAUCAGUGCUCUCAAUGCCCAAUUAACUGUCAUAACUAAAGAAUACCAUAUACUAAUCUCACAAGCUGAGGAGGAGCUGCACGAGAACCAGCUGUCUUUGUCCAAGCUGCAGUAUUAUCUACAGCCCACCAUGUGGGUUUUGCAUGCGAUCUGCACCUUCGUGGUUGAGAUGCAGACGAAUAAUUGCCAUGGCGCUGCUGUGCUGUCGCUUCUGGGCGUACACAUCAAGCGUUUGGAGGGCGACAAGUCAGCUCAGGAAGCGAUUAUAUCGCUGGCACAAAAAGCAGCGGCACCCUAUAUGACAAUGCUGCAGGCCUGGAUACAGAAGGGUAUCAUUGUGGAUCCGACGCGCGAGUUUCUGGUCGAGGAUAACGAGGUCAUACACAUAUAUGAGCUGCCCGAGCAUUACUCGGACGAUUACUGGGAGAGGCGAUACACCGUGCGCGACAAAUGCAUACCCAAAUUCCUGGAGGGGCAUUCGGACAAGAUACUACGCACCGGCAAAUAUCUGAAUGUGAUUCGACAGUGUGGCAAGCGUAUGAUGCCCAUACAGAAUAUGAACCUCAAAUACGAUCCCACAAACGAGCAGCAUGUGCGUGUGAUCAAUGAUGCGUACUAUUUUGCCGCACGCAUGCUUCUGGAUGUGCUAAUCACAGAGAAUGAUCUAAUGGGCCAUCUGUUGUCGGUAAGGCGUUAUUUGCUUCUGCAUCAGGGUGAUUUUAUCAUGCAGUUCAUGGAUGCCUGCGAGGAUGAGCUGUCCAAGAAUGUGGAUCAGGUGUUGCCCAUCACUUUGGAGAAUUUGUUGGGGCUGACGCUGCGCCUGUCGUCGGCACGUGGCGAUCCCUACAAGGACUAUGUACACUGCGGUCUGCUCACCUACGAUCUGGUUACACAAAUGUCCAAGAUCAUAAACCCCGAUGAAGAGAACUGGAAGACACACGAUCGUCUAGAUCUGAGUGGCAUGGAGUGCUUCGCCUUCAGCUACGAGGUUAAGUGGCCCGUUUCACUAGUGCUCAAUCACAUCGCCAUCUCCAAGUAUCAAAUGCUCUUCCGACAGCUCUUCUACUGCAAGCACGUCGAACGGCAGCUCUGCAAAAUUUGGAAGGAGAAUUCCUUAACGAAAAAGUUUUCGCCACAAUCGGCCGAACUAUAUCGUUCAGCGUUUACGCUGCGUCAGCGGAUGAUGAACGCUGUACAGAAUCUGGAGUAUUAUAUGAUGAUCGAGAUCAUCGAGCCCAAUUGGCAUAUCUUCAUUGAGAAGAUGAAGAAGGUGGAGAAUGUGGAUAUGGUGCUCAAGCUGCAUCACGACUUUCUCGAUCUGUGCUUGAAGAACUGCAUGCUGACCGAAACUUCGCAUCUGAAUCGUGCCAUAUUUAAGUUAUGUAAGAUCUGUCUAAAGUUCUGCGAUUUCAUACAGCGUUCGCAACGUUUCUUUCUCGAUGCGGAGCUUAAGUCAAUGGUCUGUGAUAGCAGUGAUGAGAAUACGGAUCAGUCCGACUCUGAGCCAGACAUUUCGGAUCGGCUACAGACCGAGAGCAAAAUGGAUGAGACGGAUACAUUUGGGGAGCGUGUGAAACGAUUUGAUCUGGAGUUUACGGGCAUGCUCAUAACGUUCCUUAAGCAAAUCAAUGAUCUGGCCAAGGAUAAUACCACUGAUCUCUUUAUGAAUCUUGUGCAUAGAAUCAAUUUCAAUGGUUUCUACUCUGACCAAAUGGAAAAGCUAUGUGUGGAGAAUGCCAUGGGCUAGGUCUGCAACUGGAUAUAUAUAUAUACAUAUUCAUUUAAAGAAAGAGUAAUGUUAAUCUGAUACCUCUGAUAUGUUCAAAAAUCUCAUCCAUUAUUUCUUCACAAAUUUCUACUCGAGGUUUAAAUCCAAUAUCAUUCCCAUCUUUACAGUUGUUCGUUGUUAAGAGAAAAGCACAAUAUAUUAAUUCUCCGUCUAGUUAUUGUACCAUAUCCAUUAUAUGUUUUAAAAUAAAAGAAAAUGUUUAUUGA